AAUAUCUAAACAUUUAUACUUGAAUCCAACAAAUAACAUCAAUAUUUAACUUUUAUACUCAUAAAAUAAAUAAUAAAUAAUUUUUAUCAAUUAAAUUCACGACCAUAUAAUUUAGAGAUUCAUAUAUCUAUCAUGCCGGUUAUACCGGAGGUGUCACGCUGAUUUUAUGACCGGUAUCAGUUGAACUAGGUUCAACCGGUGGCACGCCGGCCGACGUGACAACCAUGGGCAAGGUUGUCAAAUUUGGGGACUGAUAUGAUGGUCCAACCUGUUUUGGGGUUAACCCGGCUGACCAAAAUCUAUCAAUGCCGAAUAUGACCCGGUUCGACCCCGGGCGCGGGGAUGAAGAUAAGAAACUGAAACUCACCCCGCUCCAUUUCCUCCCCUUUCCCGCAGACACUGAAACUUCUCACAGGUGAAACCAUAAUCCCAAAAUACAGAUUCAAUCGCAAUGUCGUACAUCUCUUCCUCCAUUACCGGAACCACCAGCAUCCCAGCGUUCUCCAUCCGCUUCUCAACUCCUCCGUCCAAAUUCAGCUCCCUCCCCACAUUACACCCGUCUUCUUUCCGGCGGCCUUCGCCUUCCUGUCGCCGGAGAAAAGCAGUGAAGUUAUUUCCCUGUAGGUCGUCGAAUUUGGACGACGGAUCGCCGGCGAGCGAGGAGGAGGACGACGAUUGGCGGGAGAGGGCUCCGGAUAAAAAGAAGCCACUCUACUCGCACAGCUUGCCUUGCAUCGAGGCUUGGCUCGAGGAAUUAGGGUUUCGCCAGAGCAAAGAAGACCGCGCCGUUUGGUUGGUGGAGAAGCCCGACUGGCGCGCUCAGCUCUCGCUCGAUAUGACCGACCUUUACAUCAGGUACUUGAAGAGUGGACCGGGGAGCCUUGAGAAGGAUGUUGAGAGGAGGUUCAGUUAUGCUUUGAGUAGGGAGGAUAUAGAGAAUGCUGUUCUUGGAGGACCUUAGUUCUUCAAUCUUCCUUAUGGUUUGCUGCAUUACUUCAUAUUUGGAGCUUUGUUUCCUUGUUUUUGCCGUGCCUACUGCAAUGAAGCUUUGAGACCGUA
Messenger RNA from Linum trigynum, 1059 nucleotides. The record is from the annotation of a GenBank genome assembly. Lineage: Eukaryota; Viridiplantae; Streptophyta; Magnoliopsida; Malpighiales; Linaceae.